GCCACGUUGCUAACUUUAGCCCGUCCCGUAGUUCAGCACGCAGAUACGAUAUUACAUGGUUUGUCGCAAGUCUUUAUUUAACUUCUCUUUAAACUAAUGAGCACUCGAGAAGAGGUUAAAUUCUAUCUAAAGCGGAUGGCAUUAUUCGUGCUCUCUGCACUUUACAUACUUAUUCUACAAACCUCCGCGUUACGGCUACGGACGAGACCGAACCGUAUGGACGUCGAGCGCUUUCGAGUUGAAAGAGCUCCUUUAAAACCUAAACAGCCCCCGCAUAUUAUCUUCAUCCUUACGGAUGACCAGGGCUUCAAUGACAUCGGUUAUCACAGCAGGGACAUCCACAGUCCGACGCUGGACAAACUGGCGGCAGAAGGAGUCAUACUAGAAAAUUACUAUGUUCAGCCGCUGUGCACCCCGUCCCGCAGCCAGCUCAUCACGGGCAGAUAUCAAAUUCACACGGGCCUGCAGCAUUCCAUUAUCAGACCACGCCAGCCAAAUUGUCUCCCUUUAGACGUGGUCACACUCCCUCAACACCUACAGAAGGUUGGGUACUCUACUCACAUGGUGGGGAAGUGGCAUUUGGGCUUUUACCGAAAAGAUUGUUUGCCCACACGUCGUGGAUUCCACACAUACUUUGGUUCAUUGACUGGCAGUGUGGACUAUUAUACGUAUGGCUCAUGUGAUGGCAAGGCCUUGUGUGGCUUUGACCUCCAUGAAGGUGAGUCAGUGGCAUGGGGCAGAGGGGGCAAGUACUCAACUCACCUCUACACCCAGAGAGUGCGUAAAAUCUUAGCAACACAUGACUCAACCAGUCAGCCUCUUUUUAUCUUCCUUUCCCUUCAGGCAGUGCACACGCCUCUAAAGCCACCCAAAGAGUAUAUCUAUCCAUAUCGCCACAUGAGCAAUGUUCCCCGGCGGAAAUAUGCAGCAAUGGUUUCUAUUGUUGAUGAAGCGGUCCAGAAUAUUACUUAUGCACUGCGCAAGUAUGGCUUCUACCGUAAUAGUGUUGUCAUUUUCUCCACUGAUAAUGGAGCUCAGCCACUCACUGGAGGCAGUAAUUGGCCCCUACGGGGGUGCAAGGGAACAUAUUGGGAAGGAGGGGUUAGAGGAGUGGGUUUUGUGCACAGUCCCUUGAUACGCCAUCGAAGACGGGUCAGCAAAGCUCUUAUACACAUUACUGACUGGUACCCAACCCUAGUUGGACUUGCUGGGGGCAAUAUAUCUCAGUUUCAAGGAUUAGAUGGGUUUGAUGUUUGGCCAACCAUUAGUGAAGGAAAAGAAUCCCCACGGAUGGAAAUUCUUCACAACAUUGACCCUCUACAUCGACGUAGCCAGGGCUCAGUCAGGGAAGGCUAUGAAUUAUGGGACACAAGUGUUCAAGCAGCCAUUAGAGUGGGUGACUGGAAACUCUUGACUGGUGAUCCAGGUCAUGGAGAUUGGGUGCCACCACAGGUCCUUACAAACUUCCCUAGUAGCUGGUGGAACUUGGAACAACAGAGUGGAAAAAACAGGAAAUCAAUUUGGCUGUACAAUAUUACCGAUGACCCUUGUGAACGGCAUAAUCUUGCAGUACAAAGGCCUGAUAUUGUUAAGAAACUCCUAGCACGACUAACAUUCUACAAUCACACAGCAUUGCCUGUUCGCUACCCCCCAGAUGAUGCCCGUGCGGAUCCUAGUUUAAAUGGAGGUGCAUGGAAACCUUGGGUAGCUGAUGAUGAAGAGGAGGAAAACUGGGAUGGAAUUUAUUACAAAAGAGGAAAGAAUCGUAAAAGGAAGAAAUGUAGGCUCUGCAAAAUACAAUCUUUCUUUAAGACGUUUAAUUCAAAGAUCAUGUCAAACCAAAUGUAAUUAUUUAAUGUGUAACUCUUAUUUAAAGUAACUAUGAAUUAACUUCAUAUCAACAGUCACAUACAUUGAAAUAAGGUCUGAUCCUGUAAACUUUUUCGGCGUGCCGUCCCCCUUUGUGUAAGGUGCCCCCCACAAAAAAGUAAAACCUAUUAAUUUGUAUGACACAAAACAUAUUAAAUUCUACAAUGUG
Molecule: messenger RNA, 2038 nt
Organism: Misgurnus anguillicaudatus (oriental weatherfish)
Lineage: Eukaryota; Metazoa; Chordata; Actinopteri; Cypriniformes; Cobitidae
Gene: arsib
Product: arylsulfatase family, member Ib
Molecular function (GO): sulfuric ester hydrolase activity
Source: RefSeq, a predicted model, not a curated record